Molecule: messenger RNA, 2629 nt
Organism: Syngnathus typhle (broad-nosed pipefish)
Lineage: Eukaryota; Metazoa; Chordata; Actinopteri; Syngnathiformes; Syngnathidae
Gene: slc1a7b
Product: solute carrier family 1 member 7b
Exons: 11
Coding region: 250-2076 (608 amino acids)
Biological process (GO): L-glutamate transmembrane transport
Cellular component (GO): plasma membrane
Molecular function (GO): neutral L-amino acid transmembrane transporter activity; glutamate:sodium symporter activity; L-glutamate transmembrane transporter activity
Source: RefSeq, a predicted model, not a curated record
GUAUCCGGCCCCGAAAGCGCCGGUUUAGCGCAGAGUGCCACAGCAGCCCGAGAGGAUGAGCGGGAUGCCGAGACGGGACGGAGAGCUGUAGAAGUGCCGCGCACCAGCAGGAAGUUACUUUUUUUCACUUCCUGUUUGCAUCUGGGGACCGCGUUGCUCGCGACUUGGCGCCCGUAUGGCGUGCUGAGGGAGGCGUUGGUGGCGUAGGCGGCGGUGCAGGCGGGCCGCCAGCCUGGUCAGCAGGUGACCAUGGCGGUGGCGCUGGAGGCCGUUUGGCUGAGGGUAAAGAAUGUCUGCAAACAAAAUGGCCUCCUCAUCAUGUCUGUGCUGGCCGUUGUCAUCGGUUGCCUCCUGGGAUUCUUCCUCAGGACUAAGCGGCUCUCCGAGCAGGAAGUGAAAUAUUUCCAGUUUCCCGGUGAGCUACUGAUGAGGAUGCUGAAGAUGUUGAUUCUGCCUCUGGUCGUGUCCAGUUUGAUGUCGGGCCUGGCGGCGCUGGACGCCAAGUGCUCCAGUCGGCUAGGCCUGAUCACCGUGUCCUACUACCUGUGGACCACCUUCGUGGCCGUUAUCGUGGGCAUCGUCAUGGUAUCCGUCAUCCACCCGGGCGGCGCCGCCCAGAAGGAGGACUCAGAGGACAGCAGCAAGCCCAUCAUGAGCUCGGCCGACGCUCUGCUUGACCUCAUCCGGAACAUGUUCCCGGCCAAUCUGGUGCAGGCUACCUUUCAACAGGUGAAGCAAAGAGACAUCUUGUCAUUCAUGUGCUCUACAAUCAUGUCUGCCAUCUCAUCCACCAUCCAAAAUCUGUGCUUCUGUGUUUUUUGUCAGUAUCGAACCAGCAGCCAGUACACGGUGCAGACCAAGCCCACAUUGGCCCAGACACCGUCCCAGUUGGUCACGAGGCGACCGCUGAUCUACGGCAUCCAGGACGACAACGGAAGUGACGUCCAGAACUUCUCACUGGACCUGACGCCGCCCCCCGACGUGCUGGUCAAAACCAAGGAGGGGACCAGUGACGGGAUGAAUGUCCUGGGCAUCGUCAUCUUCUCUGCCACCAUGGGCAUCAUGUUGGGCAGGAUGGGGCCAAACGGCAGCGCCUUGGUCAACUUCUGCCAGAGUUUGAAUGAGGCUGUGCUCAAAAUAGUCGCCAUCGUUAUUUGGUACUUCCCGUUCGGGAUCGUGUUCCUGGUGGCGGGCAAGAUCCUGGAGAUGAGCGACCCCUCGGCCAUGGGGAAGAAGUUGGGCUUCUACGCGGUCACGGUGGUCUUCGGCCUGGUGCUGCACGGCCUCUUCAUUCUGCCCGCCAUGUACUUCUUCAUCACCAAGAAGAGUCCCAUCGUCUACAUUCGUGGAAUCCUGCAGGCGCUCCUCAUAGCCCUGGCCACCUCAUCCAGCUCGGCCACGCUGCCUAUCACCUUCAAGUGCCUCCUGGAGAACAACCACAUCGAUCGGCGCAUCAUCCGCUUCGUUCUGCCCGUGGGCGCCACCAUCAACAUGGACGGCACAGCACUCUACGAGGCCGUCGCCGCCAUCUUUAUUGCGCAGGUUAACAACUAUGAGCUGGACUUUGGGCAGAUCAUCACCAUCAGCAUCACAGCCACAGCCGCCAGCAUCGGCGCGGCAGGCAUCCCCCAAGCGGGCCUGGUCACCAUGGUGAUCGUGCUCACCUCCGUUGGCCUGCCAACCGACGACAUCAGCCUCAUCAUCGCCGUCGAUUGGGCGCUAGAUAGAUUCCGCACCAUGGUCAACGUCAUGGGUGACGCCCUCGCCACCGGAAUCAUGGCCCACAUCUGCAGGAAGGACUUUAUCAAGGAAGGAGACGGGGUGCCGCUCAUGUGCGAGAGCCACACCGGCGCCGGCGUGGUGGCUCCACUCAUGAACUGCCACAACACCAACAGCAACUACCGGCUGCCGUCCAAGCACACACCGGUACAGCCCGAGGUGGCGCGCCUCAUGCAGCUGGAGGAGGGCUUGCGGGCCCCGCCCGACAGAAGAAAGCCGCGCGCCCCCCCGCAACAUCCCAGGAAGAACAAGGACCAUUGUGCAGUGGACAUGAAUGGCUUGGAGACUAAAGUGUGAAGAGCGCCACUCGAGGGACGGCGUCUGCCUCUGUCUUUAUUCUUGUUACCGCCGAAGGAGGUCCAACAGAACGCUCGAUGUUCUUUGGGUGGACCGUAACUAGAACUAAAACCGGAACCAUAACUGGUCCCGGAUGGACCUUAUGAAUCCGUGAGAGACAACGUCAUGUUUGAUUCUGCCUUAAGACUCCUGGAGCUGUGACUAAGUCGCCAGUCCCGCGCACUUUUGAUCUUCUCAACCAAAUGGUUAUUGCUCUUGGAAGUGAAAAAAAAAACAAGCUUAAAAAAAAGUUACAUCGCUAAUUUGAUGGAGUCAUGCCACAUUCCGAAGAUGAAAACCUUUCGCAACUACCCAAUCAAAGUCCUUUGUCAAUCCUUCCAUGUUCGCGCAUCAGGCUUCUUUCAAUGGAAAAAACGCCUAACAACUAAAACCUAACCAUUGCGCAUCAACCAAAAUAUGGGCAAAAAGGAGAACACCGUAAAAUGACUUUUUGGUCAUUCUCAUCAUCAUAAAAGCACAUUUUGGAAUCUUUUAAAAAUUGACAUAUGCGUAA